Messenger RNA from Gadus morhua (Atlantic cod), 682 nucleotides. Its product is annotated as retinoic acid receptor alpha-A. Gene Ontology annotation, molecular function: RNA polymerase II cis-regulatory region sequence-specific DNA binding; DNA-binding transcription factor activity, RNA polymerase II-specific; nuclear glucocorticoid receptor binding. The transcript has 4 exons. The record is from RefSeq and is a predicted model, not a curated record. Gene Ontology annotation, cellular component: transcription regulator complex; nucleus. NCBI's taxonomy places the organism in Eukaryota, Metazoa, Chordata, Actinopteri, Gadiformes, Gadidae. The annotation marks the transcript as partial. Gene Ontology annotation, biological process: cellular response to corticotropin-releasing hormone stimulus; regulation of transcription by RNA polymerase II.
UAAAUGCCCUGAAUGUAAUAAGCUUCAUUGCUAUUACCUUAUAACCAUUUGUUAUGCUAUGUUAAAGCCCUCUGCCUUGCUCACUAUUCUAUAACCAUGAAUGCUCACUAGGCAGUAGCCAGCUUCUACGCCAAUUAUGCAUGAGCGAGCUUGGAUCCAUACUAGGCUUGAUGCACCUUCCUCUAAGCAAACCAUGCCAUCUCCCGGUCAUCCCAUUCAAAUGGCUCUCCCAGCGCCACUAUCUGUUACUCCCACUAACCUCCUCAACCUGCACCCCCCCACCAUGACGUUCUCGGACGGCCUGACGCUGAACCGGACCCAGAUGCCCAACGCGGGCUUCGGGCCGCUCACCGACCUGGUGUUCAGCUUCGCCAGCCAGCUGCUGCCCCUGGAGAUGGACGACGCCGAGACCGGCCUGCUCAGCGCCAUCUGCCUGCUGUGCGGAGACCGACAGGACCUGGAGCAGUCCGAUAAGGUGGACGUUCUUCAGGAGCCCUUGUUGGAGGCUCUGAAGAUCUACGUGAGGAGGAGGAGGCCGGACAAGCCCAGCAUGUUCCCCAAGAUGCUGAUGAAGAUCACCGACCUCCGGAGCAUCAGCGUCAAGGUGAACUGGCACCAGCAGCAGGAGGGAGAGGAGAGGCAGUGGGUGCACCAAGAGGGAGAGUUGGAAGAGGAAGAGCAG